AUGGCUGCCGCUGUCCGGCCUCAGCUGACUGGGCUGCUUCCGCCGGCAGCUCACGUGGUGCAGCCAUCCGCGCGUCAGAGGCACGCAUGGAACCACUCCUCCGUGCGCGGCCCGCGAGGCUUACGCUUGCAUGGCGGCAAAGUUGGCUUCGCCUCCUUCCUCGCAGCAUCCCGGCUCCUUCCGCGGCGCGGCGCUGCGCUGCAUGCAGCGGGGCAGGAGACAGGGACUUGGGAGUGUUCUCCGUUGCCGGUCGGAGCUCCGCCGCCCCGCGGCCUUGUUUUCGCUCAAACCUUCGCGCUUGACGAUGUGGAUGACGAAGAGCUCUACGACGGCGUGCUCCAGUUCGUGGCGGAGCAUGCUGUGGACCGGGAGAGCGUCAGGGUCAGGAAGGCUCGUGACGGGGAGGGAUUGACGACCGAACCCGGACUUGGCUGGCACGAGGUAUUGUGGAGAGGUAAUGAAGGGAAGGACGCCCUCCACAUCCUCUUCAUGGAGCGCUGGACAGGCGCGGACGUUCGUCGCCGACUCGUGCUCGCCACACCGCAGGCCCGGCCGCCAGCAGAAAUCCUCGAGUUCUUUGAGGAGUGUCGGCCACUAGCUCGGCAAAAACGUCCCGAUCCGGCCCAGGAGGCUCAUGGCGCUAUCGUGCGGCUCGUGAAGGAGGCCGCUGGCCAGUCUCCGAAGUUCUGGGUGCAGGAACUGGUUGAGGCUGCCAUCCGAGAGGAGGAAGACGCCGAGCGCCAGAGCCAGGCGAACUGGAGCGAGCUGGACAAAGAAGAGGCGGAUGAGAAAGGCGCGAA
Messenger RNA from Symbiodinium natans, 800 nucleotides. The record is from the annotation of a GenBank genome assembly. NCBI's taxonomy places the organism in Eukaryota, Dinophyceae, Suessiales, Symbiodiniaceae.